Molecule: messenger RNA, 647 nt
Organism: Ruditapes philippinarum (Manila clam)
Lineage: Eukaryota; Metazoa; Mollusca; Bivalvia; Venerida; Veneridae
Product: F-box/LRR-repeat protein 6-like
Cellular component (GO): SCF ubiquitin ligase complex
Molecular function (GO): protein binding
Source: RefSeq, a predicted model, not a curated record
GAGCAUUGUCCGAAUCUAGAGCAUUUAGAUAUGUCCAAUGUUAAAUGGCAGAGUGGGCUGUUGUAUGAUAUAGAGUUGUUCCAGAGGAAAUGUCCAAAACUGAAGAGAUUUUUCUCUUCAAACAAUGCAGGUCGAGUGCAAGCCACACAGCAAGAUUCCCCUGGUUUCCCAAACUUGGAAGAACUGAGUUUAGCCACCAUUGAGAGUAACAGAAUAGUUACCAGUGAUUUUGUUCAAAGGUUUGUUAAGAAUGCUACAAAGUUAAGACUUAUAGAUUUACGUGGGUGUAUAAGUGACACAGUCGGUGUGGUGACGACCCUGAAAGAUAUAGAGGCUAGUAACGUAGAACAGUUGUACCUGGCAAGAAGCCAAGUGGCUUCGUGCUCUGUUCUAGAUGAUAUUUUAUGCAAGUGGCGACACAGCCUUACACAUUUAGACUUGUCUUGGAAUAAUUUCGUCCGAGACACCCUCGAUGUGGCCCUCAACCAAAUGUGUGAUUAUGAUGGUGAUUUGAAGAUUAUACAACUUAAUCUGGCAGGGACAAAUGUCCACAUGGACAUACUGAAGAAAGUUCUCAGGAAGAUGACAAAGUUGGAGCAACUUGAUCUAAGUUCAUGUCGAGAUCUCGAUCGAGGCUGAAAAACAGA